UGUCCUCGCUUUUGACGCUGAGGGUCGAGCCAUUGACUUUGAGGUCUGGGUCGACGACCUGCAGCUGUUCUUACAGUGCGAUAGGGCGGACAGUCUUUCCCUCUUUGACCUCACCUCUGGCGCCUCUCCUGCCCCUGCUGCUGAUGCUGACCCCACUGUUCGCUCUCAGUGGGCCACCCGCGAUGCUGCUGCACGUCUUGCUGUGCGUCGCCACCUGCCUACCACUGAGCGCGCGCACUUUAGUCAGUACAAGAGUGCUCAGACCUUGUACGACGCUGUAGUUGCGCGCUACUCUUCCCCUGCCACUGCUGCCCUGAGCCGCCUCAUGCUACCGUACCUCUUUCCUGACCUUGCUGCCUUUCCCACUGUCGCUGACCUCAUUACGCACCUCCGCACUAGUGACACUCGCUACCGCGCCGCCCUUCCUGCUGAGUUCUGCGCCAAGAACCCCCCCCCCAUGUACAUCACUCUCUAUUACAUAGUCACACGCCUCCCUGACUCCCUUCGCGUAGUCAGGGACCACUUCCUCUCAGUCUGUCCCACCACUCUCACUGUCGACCUCCUCGAGAAGUCCCUCCUGGCGGCGGAGAAGAGCAUCGUCGCUGUAGGAGCCUCUCGUGGUGACCCUCGCACCCCCAUCUUUGAGGGGUGUUCUCCUUCCCCCCUGCUGCCCUCUGUUGCCUCUGCUGCUGCUGCCGACCUGCUUGGUCUUGAGUCGGUCUGCGCGGCGUCUGCCCCUAGCGGGAGACGCCGCCCUGGCAGGGGCAAGGGGGGCAAGGGCGCGGGUGGAACUGGCGGGGGCGGUGGAGGAGGCGGUGGAGGCGGCGGAGGGAGUGGGGGUGGCGGUGGGAGUGGUGGCGGGGGCGGUGGGGGCGGUGGCAGCAGCGGAGGAGGAGGCGGUGGUGGCGGCAGCGGUGGGAGCGGAGGCAGCGGUGGUGGUGGAGGUGGAGGCGGCGGUGGCGGAGGGGGUGGAGCUGGUCGGGGUGGUGCCCCGCAGCGUAGCGGCUCUGGUGGUGGCCAGCGUCAGCAGCAGCAGCAGCAGCAGCGUUCGCGGGACAUCCCCCCGCCCCAGCAGCUCCGUGAGUGGUACACGCAGCGUCAGCGGGGUGGGGGUUUUUGUCCGUGCACCUACGUCCUUCGUUCCGGCGACCGCGCGGGUGAGCAGUGUGGGGGUGCCCACCCCACCCAGCGCUGCUUUGGCCGCCUGACGGACGCUUGGCGUCAGCAGUUCCCCGAGGCUAGUGAGAUUCCCCGUUGGGGAGAGCUGUCUAGGGCUGGCGUAGCUAUCUUUGAUCUUGACUUUGAUGCUAUCCUUGCUGCCAUGUAUGCUGUGACUAUUAGUGAGGAGGGUGACUGUUACCGGUGUUUCCCGCCCGACCCGGGCAUUGGUACUGCUGCGCUAGGUACUUCUGCGGCUGCUGCUCUAGGUGCCAGUGCGUCUGCACUCUCAGGUACUGGUGAGGCUGCGCUCUCAGGUACUGCGUCGGCUUCGGCCUCCCUCACCUUCACGCUUGACUCAGGGGCUUCUCGCUCCUUCUUUCGAGACCGCACCACACUCACGCCGCUUGGCCGGCCGGUUGCAGUCUCCCUGGCUGACCCCUCUGGGGGUCCUGUCCUCUCUCACUUCUCCACUGUCCUCCCGUGUCCGGCUGCCCCCUCGGGCACCUUGUCUGGUCUGUACCUCCCCUCGUUCUCGACGAACUUGGUGAGUGGUGCUGACCUGCAGGAUGCGGGGGUUCACCAGUUUACUCCUGCGAGUCAGCGGGUGACCCACUGCUCGGACGCCCGCACAGGCCGACACCUGGCCACGUUUUCGCGUCGGCCGGGGUCGAGUCUCUACACCCUGACCACUGAGUCUCCUCCUGUCCCUGCGUCUGGCCAGUUAGCUGCGUCGGGUCAGGUGUUUGCUGCUGCGUCCAGGUCUGGUCCUGAGUCUGCCCCCUGCUCGUGUCGCCGCCUGUCUCAGGAGACUCUCCUGUGGCACCACCGUCUUGGCCACCCCUCCUUGCCUCGUCUUCGGGGCAUGGCUUCCCGUGUCCUUGUCUCUGGUCUUCCCCGGUCUCUCCCUCCCCUUCCUUCGGGACCCGGACCUUCCUGUGUCCCCUGUGUCGAGGGGCGGCUCCGGGCUGCCCCUCACUCCUCCCAGUUUCCCCCGACAGAGGCUCCUCUGCAGACGCUUCACAUGGACGUGUGGGGCCCGGCCCGCGUCCGUGGGCAGGGUCACGAGCGCUACUUCCUGCUGGUGGUUGACGACUACUCGCGUUACACCACAGUCUUCCCCUUGCGCAGCAAGGGUGAUGUCACUGAGGUGUUGAUCGACUGGAUCCGCGCAGCUCGUCUCCAGCUCAGGAGGAGCUUCGGCUCGGACUUUCCUGUUCUGCGUCUGCACUCUGACCGAGGUGGAGAGUUCUCCUCUGGCCUUCUGCGAGCCUACUGUCGUGCACGAGGCAUCCGCCAGACCUUUACGCUUCCGGACUCUCCACAGCAAAAUGGGAUUGCUGAGCGCCGCAUUGGCAUGGUCAUGGACGUCGCUCGUACGUCCAUGAUGCAUGCGGCUGCCCCCCAUUUUCUGUGGCCGUUUGCGGUUCGGUACGCGGCGCAUCAGAUCAACCUUCACCCCAGGGUCUCCCGGCCGGAGACCUCCCCAGCUCUGCUGUGGACGGGGAAGGUCGGCGAUGCGUCUGCGUUCCGUGUCUGGGGAUCUCGGGCGUUUGUCCGCGACUUGUCUGCGGACAAGCUGUCCCCUCGUGCUGCUCCCUGUGUCUUCCUCGGCUUCCCCCCUGACGCCCCAGGGUGGCAGUUCUACCACCCCUCCUCUCGUCGUGUUCUGUCCUCCCAGGACGUCACGUUCGACGAGUCAGUCCCCUUCUACCGCCUCUUCCCCUACCGCACUCCUUCCCUCCCCCCGCCACCGCACUUCCUUGUGCCAGGUCCCCCCCCGGUAGACCCCCUUCCCCCUCAGGGUCCUGCCCCUUCAGGUGUGUCCCAGGUAGACGCAGUCGAGCCGGUCGAGGUUGCUGGUGACUCUGGUCCUGCUGCGGGUGCUGAGCCUGGGGGUGCUGACUCUGGGGGUGCUACGCGCGUGGGUGCUGAGCCUGGGGGUGCUGAGCCUGGGGGUGCUGAGUCUGGGGGUGCUGAGCCUGGGGGUACUGUGACUGGGGGUGCUGAGCCUGGGGGUGCGGAGUCUGGGGGUGCUGAGCCUGGGGGUGCUGCGACUGGGGGUGCUGAGCCAGGGGGUGCUGCGUCUGGAGCUGCUGAGCCUGGAGCUGCGGAGCCUGCGGCCACUGGACCUCCCCUUGUGGCGUCUGGCGGUGCGGGACCUGGCGGUUCUCCGGGUGCUUCGCCUCGGCGGGAGCCCCUCUCUCCACAGGAGCUGCGCGAGUGGUUUGCUCGCCGCUGGAGACGUACUGCUGGAGCUGGAGCUCCUUCGACUGCUGAGGGUACUUGUGCCGCUGGUCCCGGAGCUGCUGGGCCCUCGGGUCCGCCUGGAGCUGGAGCUGCUGCGGGUGUUGGUGCUGAGACUGCUGCUGUCCUUCCUGGCGGUGGUCCUGCUGCGGGUGCUGCUGGUGCUGCUGGAGGUCCUGCCGCUGGAGGUGCUGUUGGCGCUGGUGCUGCUGCUGAGGGUGCUGUCCCUGCUGUGUCUGGAGUCGCCGCGCGGCCUCGGCCGUACUUCGUUCCACUCCUACAGCAGGUUCUUGGUCUUUCUCCUCCUGCAGCGUGUCCACCGCCUGUUCAGUCACAGUCCCAGUUAGAGCCCGCCUCCCCACUUCCUGCUCCCUCUCCUUACACUGGUCCCACUGGAGGUCUUGCUGAGCGUCGUGAGCCUGCGUCUCGUCCUGCGUCGCCUGUUCGUGCUGCUCGCGCUAGUGGUCGCGGUUCGCGUCAGCGUCCUCCUCCUGUCCCUGGCACGCACCGGAUGUCUUUGCGUCCGUCCACUGCUCCUCUGCGUGCCCCUUUGCCUUCUCCUCCUGAGUCCUCCCUUCCUGCACUUACCGACCCAGAGUCCGACUCUCUUCGUGCUGCUAGUCCUACUGUCACACGUCUCCUUGCUACUGUCGUCACUGACCCCUCUUUUGAGUCCACUGCUGCGUCUGCGCUUGCUGCUGAGCUCGUCGACUUUGCUGCUCGCUGUCGUCUAGACUACGCUGCCGGUCUUGUUACUGAGUCUGCGUCUGUCUGUCCUCCGUCCGUCGGGGGUGAGUGUGCUCUUGGCACGGACGUCCUUGAGGACAGGCAGGAGGAGUUCCAGUGUCUGGCUGCUGCUUCACCUCAUCUCGCGUCCGUACUACUUGCCCCUGAGGGAGACCCGGAUGCACUAGACAUCCCGACUCCGCGCUCUUACGCGGAGGCCGUAGAGGGUCCCUACUCCUCUCAGUGGCAGGCAGCUAUGGAUGCAGAGAUGGCGUCCUGGAAGUCCACAGGCACCUACGUUGACGCGGUGCCCCCUCCUGGGGCGAACAUCGUCAGUGGCAUGUGGAUCUUCAGGGUGAAGCGGCCGCCGGGCUCUCCACCUGUCUUCAAGGCGCGGUACGUCGCUCGUGGCUUCAGUCAGCGGCAGGGAGUUGACUACUUUCAGACCUUCUCUCCCACCCCGAAGAUGACCACUCUUCGGGUGCUGCUGCACAUAGCCGCUCAGCGCGACUACGAGCUCCACUCUCUUGACUUCAGCACUGCUUUCUUGCAGGGUAGCCUGCACGAGGAGAUCUGGCUGCGCCGUCCACCUGGCUUCACUGGGACUUUCCCUCCUGGCACCCAGUGGAGCCUCCGACGGCCAGUCUACGGUCUCCGCCAGGCACCGCGUGAGUGGCACGACACACUGAGGACUACGCUUGCGGCUCUUGGGUUUGCUCCCUCUACUGCUGACCCGUCGUUGUUUCUGCGCACCGACACUUCUUUGCCGCCGUUCUACAUCCUCGUGUACGUCGACGACUUGGUCUUUGCCACAGCUGACACUGCUGGACUAGCCUACGUGAAGUCCGAGCUGCAGAAGAGACACACGUGCACAGACCUGGGUGAACUGCGCAGCUACCUUGGCUUGCAGAUCACUCGGGACAGAGCACGCCGCACCAUUACCUUGACUCAGUCACACAUGGUGCAGCAGGUCCUUCAGCGCUUCGGCUUCACGUACUCCUCGCCUCAGGCCACUCCUCUGUCUACUCGCCACUCGCUCUCAGCUCUGCCUUCGGAUGAGUCCGUAGAGUCGAGUGGCCCGUACCCAGAGCUUGUUGGCUGCCUCAUGUACCUGAUGACCUGCACACGACCUGACCUUGCAUACCCUCUUAGCAUUCUUGCACGCUAUGUUGCUCCUGGGAGACACCGACCAGAGCACAUGGCUGCAGCGAAGAGGGUGUUGCGCUACUUGUGCAGUACGUCGGGCAUGGGGCUAGUGCUUGGAGGGCGGAGUCCAGUGGUCCUCACUGGGCACGCGGACGCUUCUUGGGCUGACGACCAGGCUACGCAGCGGUCGUCGCAGGGUUACACCUUCAGUCUUGGUUCCGGCUCUGUCUCGUGGCGGGCUACUCGCUCGUCCUCUGUUCUCGGCUCCAGUUGUGAGGCUGAGAUCUACGCCGGGGCCAUGGCUGCACAGGAGCUUCGCUGGCUCACCUACCUGCUGACUGACCUUGGAGAGCAGCCUCGUUCUCCUCCAGUGCUGUACGUAGACAACAAGGCCAUGCUGGCCUUGUGUCGAGAGCAGCGCUUGGAGCACAGAACGAAGCACAUUGCUCUCCGUUACUUUCUUGCUCGUGAGCUGCAGCAGCGUGGUCAGUUGCGACUUGCGUACGUGGCCUCUGAGGCCAACACUGCUGAUGUGUUCACCAAGGCACUUGCGCCUUGUGACCAUCAGCGCUUCUGCACUCAGUUGGGUCUUGUACCUGUCUUGCCUCACUUGCUCUCCUCUUGA
This is a messenger RNA of Closterium sp. Naga37s-1, 5902 nucleotides long. NCBI's taxonomy places the organism in Eukaryota, Viridiplantae, Streptophyta, Zygnematophyceae, Desmidiales, Closteriaceae. The record is from the annotation of a GenBank genome assembly.